Molecule: messenger RNA, 438 nt
Organism: Diutina rugosa
Lineage: Eukaryota; Fungi; Ascomycota; Pichiomycetes; Serinales; Debaryomycetaceae
Exons: 1
Coding region: 1-438 (145 amino acids)
Source: RefSeq, a predicted model, not a curated record
AUGGCCACCGACAAUAACAAUACCACCAAUACCGCCCCAGCGAAGACUGACGUGUCGGACAUUCUGCCCACCAACGACCCCAAGCAAGCCAACGAGGCGUUUGCCGCCAACGGUAUCCCCUCCGUCGAGCAGCAACAGCUGGCGCUCGACACCGUGCGCAAGCUCUUGAACGACGCCGGCGUCGACCCUCGUUUCGACGAGUACGUCACCGCCACCUUCAGCUACAUCGCGGGGGCUCUCUACAAGAUGUCUACCGCCACCGACAAGGAGGCGGCGCUGAAGGAGAUUGCUGAAGACUUGAAACAAAAGUGGGAGACCUGGGUCAAGGAAAGAGAAGCUAAGGAAGCCCAGAAGAAGGCCGACGAGGAAAACGCCGCCGCCGCCGGCGACAAGCUGGAUAAGCCCGCCGUCACCGACACCACCACCCCUGCCAAAUAG